UUCUCUCUCUAAAAUUGUCUUUACAUAGUCACACUCUUUUUCUUUUUUUAGUUAUAUAAAAUCCAUGACAAUGUUGGAGAGAAAAAGUCGGGUCAAUAUCCACUCAAAGCUGACGACGGUAUCCAGCAGGCCUGUCGGCCCGGGCAAGGCCCACCCGUUUACGGCGCUGGAUCACGCCAUGGGCCUCCACAGCCUGCACGUAGUCUUUUACUACAAGGCUAAUAUUUUCAAGGACUUUGACUUGGACCCGUCAAGGGUGUCUCUCUCGGACGCUCUUUCUCUGUACCCGCCGGUUACGGGUCGGAUCGUCCGGAACGGUGAUGGCAAUUGGGAAGUGAAUUGCAACGACGCGGGUGUUAGGAUUGUGAGGGCCAGUGUGGGGACCACGCUUGAUGAGUGGCUGAGAUCGGCUGACGGGGUUGAGGAAAAGGAUCUGGCGGUAUGGGAUGACAUGCCGGAGGACCCGAUUAACUGGUCACCUUUUAGGAUCCAGGUAAAUGAAUUCGAAGGUGGAGGAGUAGCCAUUGGGUUAAGCUGCACUCACAUGCAUGCAGACCCAACCUGCGCGACCCUACUCUACAAGUCCUGGAUCGACACACACCGAUCCCGAUCCGUCGUCCACCCGCCCGUGUUCUCCAGGUCCGUUAUCCAAGCCAGACCCGACCCAAACACCGAAACCAGCUCGGCCGCUUACUACGCCGCCAAGUCCGCCGCACGCGCGCCGCCAUCUGAAAAAAUGGCUACGGCCACCUUCAAAUUCUCCCACGCCGCCAUCAAGCGGCGCCUCAUGGAAAUCUCCGAGAAUUGCACUAGCGCCACUCCCUUCGACUUGCUAGCGGCACUCUUCUGGACACGUGUCGCGCGCCUGAAAGUGAAGGCGGAGGGAAAUGACUACAGCCACUCACUCUCGGUCUGUACGGACGCCAGGAUGGUGUCGAAGGAAAAUGGAAAACCGGUGCCGCUUGGCUACUACGGCAACGCCUUGCAUUUUUCGUUACUGUCUUUGGAACAAGUAGACGGCUGUGGGCUGGGACACGUGGUUAGAGAAGUCCAUUGCCACGUGGAGAGCAUCGAUGAAGAGUGGAUUCGAUCGUCUAUUGAUUGGCUAGAAUCGAGGAAGGGAGAGGGAGGGAAGUAUGGCCCACCAUUUAGGAUGUAUGGGCCUGAGCUAACUUGUAUCAGAAUGGACCACAUGAUCGGCCCAAGUGGACCGUUGACGUAUGAGGCUGGAUUUGGUGAGGAGGCCGAGCCCAUCCACGUGUCGUAUCACGUGAGGAGCGUGGAAGGUGAAGGGUUGAUCUUGGUGAUGCCUUCACCGGAAGGAGGACUGGCUAGGGCGGUGACGGUGACGUUACCGGAGAAGGAGUUGGCUGAGUUGUCUAAGGACGAAGCAAUAUUGGGCCUAGACCCAACAUUUCUCUUAAGUGGAAGUGUGAGAUACUAGCUUGUUUCCUUCUUCUCUUACUUUGCAACUAGGGUUGUAAGAAAUCACCCCGAACCCGAUGAAUCCGGCUGAACCGAGCCGACCUUACUAAAAAAUUAUGGGUUUACAAUUUUUUAUUUAAUUUUUAGUUUUAAUUAUGCCUAACCCGUACUGCGCUGGUAGGGGCGCAGGGUGGGGUUAUAUGAACCCGAGGUAACCCUACUCGGCCGAACAUGUUCAAAGUAGGUAAAACAAUGU
Morus notabilis is the source of this 1681-nucleotide messenger RNA. RefSeq names its product shikimate O-hydroxycinnamoyltransferase. Gene Ontology annotation, molecular function: acyltransferase activity, transferring groups other than amino-acyl groups. Lineage: Eukaryota; Viridiplantae; Streptophyta; Magnoliopsida; Rosales; Moraceae. The record is from RefSeq and is a predicted model, not a curated record. The coding region runs from base 65 to 1444 and encodes 459 amino acids. The transcript has 2 exons.